Molecule: messenger RNA, 9287 nt
Organism: Silurus meridionalis
Lineage: Eukaryota; Metazoa; Chordata; Actinopteri; Siluriformes; Siluridae
Gene: pkd1l2a
Product: polycystic kidney disease 1 like 2a
Exons: 43
Coding region: 1-7476 (2491 amino acids)
Biological process (GO): detection of mechanical stimulus
Cellular component (GO): membrane
Molecular function (GO): calcium channel activity; carbohydrate binding; protein binding
Source: RefSeq, a predicted model, not a curated record
AUGGAUGCACAUCUCUCCAUUCUCAUACUUUUGGUCAUUUUAAGUUUCCAAGCAGUCUAUAGUGAAGAAGAGACAGAGACCCUGUUCUGUCUUGAACACCAAAAAGGUUUUGAAGGCUCCUGCUAUGAGUUUGUGACCCUGCAGCGCAGCUUCCACGAAGCUCAGAGUUGGUGUGAGCGUGGCGGUGGGCAUUUGGCCUUCAUUCAAAAUGAGGAGAUGCAACAGUUUCUCCAGAGACAUUUACAAUCAGAGCAGGACUGGUGGCUAGGACUGGCACCUGCCUCUUUCAACCUCAGCAUGGGCUCUGCUGCCACAGAGGGUUCUUUGUCCUGGCUGGAUGGAUCUGAUGUGAGUUACUCUAACUGGUUCCGUGAACCUGAGCCAGGAGAAGCCUGUGGUUACAUCUUAAAGCAAUCCCAAUUUCAGUGGGCAUCAACCAAGAACUGUAGCCAAGAGCUCCACUUCAUCUGCGAGUUUGAGUCAGGACAUGCCAUAGCCUGUUUGAACCACAAUGCCACGCUGCAGUGCGGCUCUGGUCAGGUUAUAGAGAUCGAUGACAGCUUCUAUGGCAGGAGGACACUGCACUACUGCAGGGCCGGACACUCCCUGCCUCAAACAUCUGUAAAUGACGAGUGCAGCUGGGUCGAUGUGGUGGAUAUGGUGUCAGGGCACUGCCAUGGGUUGCAGGUAUGCCAGGCUGUAUCAGAUGUGGCAUCCUUUGGAGAGCCAUGCCCAGGACUAGGAAGCUAUUUAUCAGUGGAUUAUCACUGCAAAGAUGGUCUUUACCUGCUGAUUAACAAGCAAGCUGCUGUCUUUCAUAACGUCACCUUGACCAUAAAGUGGUUGCUCCACCCUUUCCAAGGAAAUCUCACUUGCACUUUAAAUUCUGGCGAUGGACACACCAUUGACCCUUACAUGCCUGAAGAGUUGCUGAGUAAUGUAGUGCACAGGUAUCAAAACACUGGAGUCUACACUGUUUCAGUGGAGUGUAGCACCAGCGAGUGGCAUGUGACGGCUCAGAAAACCAUCAAUAUACAAGAACCUGUUGGGGAAUUUAACAAAAUUGUGUGCCACAGCUCAAACCAGACAACAGAUAGUAAAAACUGCAAAGGCCUUAACAACCAUCUAUUGAGAAUUCAAGUGCAGCUCAGUGCUGGUACCAACAUCACAUACAAAAUCCAGCAUGGGAUUACCGAGCUUGUACGUGCUUCUGAAGUCAGAGGGAUCAUUCCUCACUACAUCACUGUCCCUCAAGAAGCUUUACAGCGUUUGGGAUCAGGAUGCCAUCAACUUACUCUUCUGGCCUCCAAUGCAGUGACAGCUCCAGAUGUGUCUGCUACUCUGGAACUUUGCUUGGUGGAGCCAGUGGAUGGCCUUCUUGUCUUUGUGGCACCAGAACAGGACCUGUGCUCAGACUCAGCUAUAUAUGUUAACGUCUCUCUGGACUAUGGCGCUCCAGUGGAGCUGCUCUUUCUAGUGUCUGGGGAUAACAACAGUUUUUCGGAAACCAACCAGAUGCUAAAUGGGAGUUUACAGAUGUUCAGGGUUUCCAGCAAAUUUGAAGGUCCAGUGCGGAUAAAGGUCAGGGCGUGGAACUUAUUUUCAUCAGUGGAAGUGGAUGCUGGAAAAACACUGUUGACAGAAGAUCACAUGGGAGAGCUAAAGGGUAAUAACCUGACGAUCACUGCAAACCCAGAGAGCCCAGUCAUAGGCACGAAUAGCGUAAAGUUGGGUGCUAACGGCUUAAAUGGAAAUGCUAAACUUUACACAUUUGCUUGGGACUGCAGUGGAAACUGUCCUUGUAAUGUCAGUACUCAAACCCAAACCCAUCAGAUAAGUGCUACUUGUCUCCCUCCACCCUACAGUUUUUCGGUCUACUCUGUGACUGCCACAAAGACAACAGGGCAGCCAGAGCAACAGACCGCAAGCAAAUGCAUCUCUGUGUCUCCAGGGAAUGAUUUUAAUCCAGUCAUUAUAUGUUCCAACUGUGACCCAGUGAAUGUGAACUCAAAUGUUAAAUUGCAGUUGCAAUGUGUUGGUUGUGAGCAAAUUGUUUGGUAUUUUGAGGACGUAAACCCUAUACCUGAGGUUUUGAGCUCCUGCUAUUCAGAAAAAGGACAGAAGGCACUGAUAAAACAGAAGGAAGGUGUCAGCUCUUUUGUAAUUGAGAGUUCAACUUUAAUCAAUGCACGGCAAAAUAUAAAUGUUGUUGCUUAUGGUGUAAGAAAUGGCUUAUCUGGAUCCACUGAAUUCACCAUCCCAAUAUUCGGAGAUGUUUCCUCUCCACCAUCCUGUAACAUUAACCCCACCGUUGGCGACAUUCUCUCUCCCUUCAACAUUACGUGCACUGUGGCUUCAUCAUUCUGCCAAUCUGGACCCUGCAUGUACUGCUUCAGAACAUUCACUGGUGACUACUUGUACUGUGGCAAUAACCAGACUGUGGAGUCUCUUUUUCUCCCUUUGGGAAGUGAUGCUAACUACUGCUUGGUUGUUAGCGUCACUGUUGAGAACAUGGAAGGACAGAAGAUUAAUACAACCUUAUCUGUCCAGGUAAACGAUGCAAGUGUUGGAUCCACAGUGGAAGAUCUACAAAGUGUUGUGUCCAAGCAGGUGGGCCAUUUGCUGCAACUUGGAAAGCUGACGGGGGCAAAACUAGCCCAGAUGUUCCAGUCUGUGUCAAACAGGCUGAAUGGGGACACAACAGACAGCCAAGAACAUGAUGCAAGGAUGAAGUCAAAAACAGCCCACAGACCACCUCCAAAGACCUACAACAUCAACUUGCUGCAGAUGGUGUCACUGUGCAUCGUGCAACAAUUCAGCGCACAAGGAGAAGCUAUAUGGGAGAGUGAUGCGAAAGAAGCCUUUUCUGCACACACGCCACAAACGGAGUCGUUUGAGCUCAGAGAGCAGAUGCUUAUAGACCUGGCCACAGCUAUGAACGCUGCCCCCCUUAGGAACCCUUCAGAAGUGCAAAAGACUGCUGAUGCUCUUGUAGGCCUUACUGCACAGGGUGAAGAGUUGACAUCUACUGCACAGCUACAGGCCAGCUCACUGUUAUCAAAUCUCAGCACUUCCCUGGUCUCUCUCACACACUCUGAAGGAGAUGACAAAGAAGUAACAAGGCAGGCAGUCACACCGAUCAUUCAGGCUGCAAGUAACAUCCUCAAAGUUUCUGCCAGUACAGAGCAGCAGGAAAUCAUCUCAGAAAACUUGUUAAAUGCAGCAGACAACAUACAAAGUGCACUGCUGGCUGGUGCGGGUGUGGACCAAAAGCCCAUCAUUGUUAGCACCUCUGAAAUCAGUGUGUAUGUGAACAGAAUGUCACCAGUGGCACUUCAGAGACAGACGUUUAUUAUCGAACACAACAACUCAGCCAGCUUUGUGCUCCCGUCUUUGGGUCCUAAUGUCCUGCCUUUAGAAGAGUCAGUGGAUGUGCGGAUGCUGAGUUUUGCAAUAAACCCUUUCCCCUGGAGGGAAGGUGAGCCAAUUAAUGGAGCAGUGGCAUCUCUGUCCAUUACCCAUGAAAAUGGCUCUGUUAUUCCAGUAUCAAAUCUCAGUGAGGAGAUUGAGAUUAUCUUACCGAGACCAGAAACUAAACUUAACAGUACAUUUCUUGACCUGGGGAACUACAGUACCUUAGUCAUUAAUGUAACCACACCGAAUGUAUCACUGGUUUUGAAAUUGGAUCCCUCAGAAGAGAUUACUUUACAUUUACUGCUGGGUUUUGAACACUACCCAAACAACACUCACUACCAGACAAAAACUCAACUCCCUCAACCUGGACAUUCCGCAGAAGAGAGGUAUGCAUGGGUGCUGGACCCCAGAGAUAUAGCACUAGAAGUAGGGGUUUACUAUCUUCUGGUGAGGCCGAUUGGUCGAACAGGUGUAAACUCCUCGAACACCUCAGUGUUCAUCACAUCGAUAGCCGCUCAGUGUAAGUACUGGGAUGACACUAAAGCCACCUGGAGUGACUAUGGAUGCAGAGUCGGACCUCGCACCACGCCCCUGCUUACUCAGUGCCUGUGUACCCAUUUGACAUUUUUUGGAAGCUCCUUCUUUGUCAUGCCCAACUUGGUGGACGUAUCUCGCACCGCUGAACUUUUUGCCACAUUUCUCAAUAACCCUGUGGUGGUGUGCUUCGUGGGGGGAAUUUUUCUUGUCUACAUCAUGGUUGUGGUUUGGGCGCGGAGAAAGGACAUCCAAGACAUGGCAAAGAUGAAAGUCACAGCUCUAGCGGACAAUGAUCCAUUGGCUGAAUAUCGCUACUUAAUGACCAUCAGCACCGGGCAUCGCCGAGGAGCUUCUACAACCUCUCAAGUUACAGCGACUCUGCUGGGUUCUGAGGGAGAAAGUGAACCCCAUCAUCUAACUGACCCAGAUAAACCUGUAUUUGAGAGAGGAGGAACGGACAUGUUUCUUCUUACCACACCUUUCUCACUUGGAGAGCUGCAGAGCAUCAGGUUAUGGCAUGAUAAUUCUGGGAAACAUCCUGCUUGGUAUGUUAAUAAGGCAGUGGUCCAAGACCUGGAGACAGGCCAAAGGUGGCAUUUCUUAUGUAGUUCAUGGCUGGCCAUUGAUUUAGGAGAGUGUACCUUGGACAGAGUGUUUCCUGCGGCAACAGAGAUGGACUUAAAAAGGUUUAGUAAUCUGUUCUUCAUGAAAACCACAAAGGAUUUCCAAGAUGGUCAUAUUUGGUUCUCAGUGAUCAGUCGACCACCCAGUAGUAACUUCACCCGAGUGCAGCGUGUUUCGUGUUGUUUCUCUCUGUUGCUUUGCACCAUGCUGACCAGCAUCAUGUAUUGGGGGAUUCCCACUGACCCCUCUGAGCAGACAAUGGAUCUGGGGAAGAUCGAGUUUACAUGGCAGCAAGUGAUAAUUGGAAUCCAGAGCUCCAUUAUUAUGUUCCCCAUCAACCUUCUUAUUGUGAGCAUCUUCAGAAACGUGCGAUCGAGGGAACGAAGCUCGGAUCAAGCUCCUAAACAGACUGAUUCUGUAAAGCAAGCCAAAACAGGUCAGGUGUCACCAACACAACCUCGUUCUCUGCAGAAUGACCGUAGAGAGAUUACACCAGAUGCUGUAAUCAAGGACAUCAAAAGAAUUGCCCAGUCACUCUCCAAAGCUCUAAGAAGCCCCAUGCCAAGGAUAGACCCUGAGAAAAUGGAUAUCAAUAAUCUCCUUUCACUAGUCGAAGAUAUUAUUUGUCAGCAGAACCGUGCAGGAAGUGAGUUUUACUCUGAUGCCUCCAAAAAGGAGCUUUCCAUCUCUCUGGGGGCUGUAAAUCUUCAUGAGAGGAGCCCUGAACAGAUGGCAAAAGAGAAACACAGUAUCUACAGACAGUAUCUCUACAAACAACUGCAGAAUGUGGAGAAAGAGCUGAGGCUGCUGGGUCCUUCUCAAUUCUCUAAACCAGAGAGCUACAUUCAGGCAGUGCUGCAGGUUCAAGGCAUGAAACAAUUGCUUGAGCCAUAUCUUUCCUCCAGCUCCAAUAGGGAUCAGUUUUCCUGCAGCUCCAGUCUGGGAGAAGACCGUGGAGGGGAUAAGAAGUGUUGUCAGAAAGGCUUGCCCUGGUGGUUUGUGUUUGUUGGCUGGAUUCUUGUUGUAGCCACUAGUGGAGUUUCAGCAUAUUUCACCAUGAUGUACGGGCUGACUUAUGGAAUGGAUCGCUCUAUUAGCUGGCUCAUUUCCAUGGUUGUCUCUUUUUUUGAGAGUCUCUUCAUUACCCAGCCUCUGAAGGUGCUUGGUUUUGCUGUCUUUUUUGCUCUGGUUCUAAAAAGAGUUGAUCAAGAGGAAUAUGGAGAUGUUUUCAUUGAGGGCGCUCUACCAAGUGCAGAUGAUCCUGAUAGCAUAUGUAUUGCCAGGAGGGACAGCACAAGCAGUUUCUAUCAGCCUCCUCCUCCAUCUGAUAUUGAGAAAAUGAGGAUCAACAUGAUCAAAGAGCAGAAAGUCUUUGCACUCAUCCGAGAGAUUCUCAUUUACAUAGGGUUCCUCUGGAUGCUACUCCUGGUGGCUUAUGGUCAGCGAGACCCAAACGCUUACUACCUCACCCAACACAUUCAGCAGAGCUUCAAAAAUGGCAUCGCUGACAGCAUGAACUACAAAGAUGUGUUUACCUGGGCAAACACCUCCCUCCUGAACAACGUUUUUGGACGACAACCAGGCUUUAUCACAGAUGGAAACUCGAAGCUUGUGGGUAACGCUCGACUCCGACAGGUUCGAGUGCACAAGGACUCCUGCAGAACCUCCAGUUUCAUGAGACGCUCCAUUCAUGACUGUCAUGCCCCAUACUCUUGGGAGGUUGAGGACAUGGGCUCCUAUGGUCCUGGCUGGAACCGAUCAACAGAUACAAAUGUGUCUAGGGGUUUUCUCAUGCCAUGGCGGUACCAAACCCAGUCCAGACUCAGGGCGCACCCUAUCUGGGGUGGAAUGGCUUUCUACCGAGGUGGAGGCUUUGUUGUGGACCUGGGGCCUAACAAACAAAAUGCAAGCAGUUUGCUUCAAUACCUUAAUGAUAACAUCUGGCUGGACAAAUACACACGGGCGUUUUUUGUGGAAUUCACAGUGUAUAACGCCAAUGUCAACCUCUUCUGUAUCGUCACACUAAUGUUCGAAAACACAGCCGUGGGAGCGUUCCAAUAUCGCAGUGAACUACAAAGCGUCCGCCUUUAUCAAUCAACUGGAGGUUUUCAUAUUUUCAUGAUGGCCUCCGAGGUCAUCUAUUUUCUCUUCAUUCUUUAUUAUAUGUUUCAGCAGGGCAAGCUUAUGAAACAGCACAAGUGGGAAUACUUCAAGAGCAAGUGGAAUCUUUUGGAGCUAGUCAUUAUUAUUUUAAGCUGGAGUGCACUGUGUGUUUUUAUCAAGAGGAAACUGUUGGGCAACCGGGAUAUUGAGUACUAUCAAACCCACAAAGACCAGCAUGCUAGCUUCCACGAAACUGCCGCAGCAGAUGGAGUUCUUGGAUACCUUAUAGCUUUCUUGGUUCUGCUGGCUACGGUCAAACUGUGGCACCUGCUGCGCCUCAACCCUAAACUGCAAAUGAUCACUGCGACGUUGCGCCGGGCCUGGAACGACAUCUCUGGCUUCCUCAUCGUCAUGACGAUUAUGGUCUUGGCUUACUCCAUUGCUAGUAAUUUAAUGUAUGGUUGGAAGCUUUACUCAUACCACACUGUUCUACAUGCUGCCAAGACCAUCGUAAGCUUACAGCUGGGGAUCUUCAACUAUGAGGAGGUUUUGCAAUACAACCCUGUUCUUGGAGCGUUUGUCAUUGGGUCUUGCAUCAUUUUCAUGACGUUUGUGGUUCUCAACCUAUUUAUAUCAGUCAUCCUGGUGGCGUUUUCUGAAGAACAAAUACACCAUAAGCCAUCUGAAGAAGAGGAAAUCGUGGACAUGAUGCUGAUAAAGAUAUGCAGCCUUUUUGGAAUCAAGGUUAAGAACCAGUUGCCUGAGGAACCAAAAGCAACACCUUUUGCCAUUUCCUAAAUGUACAAUCAAGAUAAAAGUGGUAUAUGAAGUGGAUAAUAGAGGCUUUUAUGUAAUACUUUUUUUGGUCUUUGGAAACUGUAGAGCUAUUAAUAUCUUCAUGUACAAUGCUGUAAUUAUAUUUAAAAGCCUGAUGUGAAAGGUGUUCCAUGUACUGGAGUGUAGGCCUUAAUUAUAUAAACAGUAAAACAUGGCCCUUUGGGUUUUAGUACUUUUAGGGCUUUUAACUGCUUGGUGUCUUUCUGGUUUCCUUAAAUAAUCAUAAUCCAUACUAACUGUAUAAAUAAAUACUUACUGAUGUUAGUAUUUUUGUGUUAGAUGUACGAAGCAUGUUCUUCAAGGAAUAUAUUCAUCUAGCUAAAUGGUUCCAUUACCCAAGUUUAAACAUUACCGGUCAAGUCAGCUGUAAUAUCUUGAUCUAAAUGAUGUGGACACUUCAUAUAAACUCAGCAUAAUAAACAAAAGAAAAAAAAAAAACAGAAAAAAAAGUCUAACCAUUGAUCUGGCAGAUUUGUCAGUAAGAUGUUUAUUUAAAUGUAAAGGAAGGAGUCUCCAGUGCUUUGUAACAGUCAGUUUUCCCAAUAGAGGGGUGAAUUCGGAGUGAUUUAGAUGAUGUGCUUACUGCUAUCUCAGGUACAUAAGUUACAAAAGGAAAAGGAUCGUGCCAUAAGUGAUAACAGCAACUUAUAUUUCAUGAUCAUGGUCAGUAAAUUAACUAAACUGAAUUAUGAACUUGAUGGCAAAUUUCUGUGGUAUAAUAAUUAAAAAUGCAGGUAUUCAAAAAAAUAAAACUCUUGCAUCACCUUGCCUCUCUUCCUUUAACAGCAUUUUAUGUUGUUUUAUUACAUAUGUAGUAAAAAAAACUUGUGUGGAGAAUUUUCAAGCAUAUGUACGAGACACUUAUAUUACCAGAGGCCAAUGAAGUCAUUUUUCUUUUUAAUGUCAUAUAUAGAUGGUUCAUCCAUACAUCAACCAAAUGCUUGAGACCUUCACAAUCCAGCCCAAUUGUACAUGCGGCAAUUAGUUACUCACACCUUCAGUGCUCUUAACAAAAUGUCCUGAACUGAACACUAAGAGCGUUUUCUGGAACCUUAAACAUUUCCAUUACAAGCAGAAGUACUGCCCCCUCCACCGAAAGCUAAUUCAGACAACCAGACAUCAUGGGGCAACCUGCCUGCCAAGUAACAACAUUACAGGUACUCUGUUUUAAAUAGCUUCAAUUAUGUUUUUUAAAAAAAUUUUGAAGUCUGAUACAGAAGGCUAAGAGACCUGAACAAUAUGAAAGUGCUAGUUAUUAAUUUACAGAUUUCAGGCAUCACAUAGUGCUAUGACAAGUAUCCAAUAUGCUACAUUUGAAUACACAUUUGUCACCUUACAAAUGCCUCUGGUUGGUUGUCCAGGCUGCUCAAAAAUUAAGAGCCUUUGCUUGUAUAUACAAUAACAUGAUUUCCAUUUAUGCAGAAAAAGUGGACACUCUACUGCCAGAGGUAUAAUCUUCCAGAGGCCCCUUGGCCAGAACAGUGAAAAUGAUGAUUCAGUCCCACUAACAAUUUUGAUUAUUUAUAGCCCCCAAUGCAUGUAGGUGGGAAGAAAAAGAGCUGCCGCCAUGGGAUCCCUCUUGUAAACGGAUUCCAUAAGACAACAUUGUUCAGAGCUUCUUUUUUCUUUCUUUAAAGUUCAUGGAUUAUUUUUCCCAGCCAUUGGUUGCGUUUGGUUGCCGUCCCACGUCUUCUGGUGCUGUCUUAGAUUGAUAGUCAGAUUGAAGAGUGAGUGAGAAGAACCAGUUCUGGAACCACUACUUGAGGGAACAA